AUGAGGAGGCUGGCUUUUCGAGGUGCUGGUUGUACUCUGAAGAAGUUGGAUUCCAUGGGUUCCAAGAGGCGAAGAGCUACCUCGCCUUCCAGCAGCGUCAGCGGAGGAGACUUUGAUGACGGCCACCACUCCACGAAUAUACCAGGCCCAAGCAGAAAGAGGAGGAGACUUUCCAAUCUCCCAACUGUAGAUCCUAUUGCUGUAUGCCAUGAACUUUACAACACCAUCAGAGAUUACAAAGAUGAACAAGGCAGGCUCCUUUGUGAGCUUUUCAUUAGGGCACCGAAGCGAAGAAAUCAGCCAGAUUAUUAUGAAGUGGUUUCUCAGCCAAUUGAUUUAAUGAAAAUCCAACAAAAGCUAAAGAUGGAGGAAUAUGAUGAUGUAAAUGUGCUGACUGCUGAUUUUCAACUUCUCUUUAACAACGCGAAGGCUUACUAUAAGCCUGAUUCUCCUGAAUAUAAAGCUGCCUGCAAAUUAUGGGAGUUGUAUUUGCGCACAAAAAAUGAAUUUGUUCAAAAAGGUGAUGCUGAGGAGGAAGACGAAGAUGAGGAAGGACAUGACAAUCAAGGCGCAAAUUCUGAAUUAUCAUCUCCAGGUUACCUGAAGGAAAUUCUUGAACAGCUCCUUGAAGCUGUAGCUGUUGCCACAAACCCAUCAGGACGCCUCAUAAGUGAGCUGUUUCAGAAACUUCCUUCUAAAGUGCAAUAUCCAGAUUAUUAUGCAAUAAUAAAGGAGCCCAUAGAUCUUAAAACUAUUGCCCAAAGGAUACAGAAUGGAACUUAUAAAAGCAUUCAUGCAAUGGCCAAGGAUAUAGAUCUUCUAGCGAAGAAUGCCAAAACCUACAAUGAGCCUGGAUCACAAGUAUUCAAGGAUGCAAAUGCGAUUAAAAAAAUAUUUAAUAUGAAGAAGGCUGAAAUUGAACACAGUGAGUUGGCCAAAUCAAGUCUCCGAAUCAGGAAUCCAUCAAAUUUGACUGCUUCCAAGCUGACAGGUCCUUCCUCACAGGGUAAAGGCAGUGUUGGUGAUGAGAGAAAUUCUUCUAACAAAUAUUAUCGUAACAAAAGGUCAGCCCAAGGGGAUCGUUUAUCAGCAAUAACCAUGGCGUUGCAAUAUGGAUCAGAAAGUGAUGAGGAUGCAGCUUUGGCUGCUGCUGCUCGUUAUGAAGAGGGAGAAUCCGAAGCCGAGAGCAUUACUUCCUUCAUGGAUACUUCUAAUCCUCUUUAUCAGCUUUAUGACACAGUUAGAAGUUGCCGAAAUAAUCAGGGCCAGCUCAUAUCUGAACCCUUUUUCCACUUACCCUCCAAGAAAAAAUAUCCUGAUUAUUAUCAGCAAAUUAAAGCACCUAUUUCAUUGCAGCAGAUCAGAACCAAACUGAAGAACCAUGAAUAUGAAACUUUAGAUCAGUUGGAGGCUGAUCUGAACUUAAUGUUUGAAAAUGCCAAGCGCUACAAUGUUCCCAAUUCUGCCAUCUAUAAGAGGGUACUGAAAAUGCAGCAGGUUAUGCAGGCAAAGAAGAAGGAACUUGCUAGGAGAGAUGACAUUGAGGAUGGGGACAGUAUGAUUUCUUCUGCUACAUCUGAUACUGGAAGCUCAAAAAGGAAAAGUAAAAAGAAUAUACGAAAGCAACGAAUGAAGAUCUUAUACAAUGCGGUUCUGGAAGCUCGAGAACCGGGCACAGGCAGACGGCUCUGUGAUUUGUUUAUGGUUAAGCCAUCCAAAAAGGACUAUCCAGACUAUUAUAAAAUUAUCUUGGAGCCAAUGGACUUGAAAAUGAUAGAACACAACAUCCGCAAUGAUAAGUAUGUAGGGGAAGAAGCCAUGAUUGAAGACAUGAAGCUCAUGUUCCGAAAUGCAAGGCAUUAUAAUGAGGAAGGCUCCCAGGUAUACAAUGAUGCCCAUAUGCUGGAAAAGAUCCUUAAAGAAAAAAGGAAAGAACUGGGACCCCUAGCUGAAGAUGAUGAUGUUGCGUCCCCUAAACUAAAGCUAAGUAAGAAUAGGUAUGAGGCUCUGGAAACUGAGAGCCAGGAAAACAAUGAUCUAGAGGAAGGACCAUCGAGGAGGGUACUUAAGCAGAAACAGACAACCAGAUGUAUUGUAACCAGCUCCGAAAAGGAAAAAAGAAGGGUAAUUGUUGUAGGUGACUCCCUGCUGAGGGGAACAGAGGGCUCAAUAUGCAGACCAGACCCCACAGGGAAGUCUGAUGCCUCCCUGGGGCUUAG
This is a messenger RNA of Cariama cristata (Red-legged seriema), 2219 nucleotides long. Its product is annotated as protein polybromo-1-like. The record is from RefSeq and is a predicted model, not a curated record. The transcript is spliced from 17 exons. The annotation marks the transcript as partial. Lineage: Eukaryota; Metazoa; Chordata; Aves; Cariamiformes; Cariamidae. Gene Ontology annotation, cellular component: RSC-type complex. Gene Ontology annotation, molecular function: protein binding. Gene Ontology annotation, biological process: chromatin remodeling.